Ceratina calcarata is the source of this 2153-nucleotide messenger RNA. RefSeq names its product SET and MYND domain-containing protein 4. The coding region runs from base 1 to 1905 and encodes 634 amino acids. Lineage: Eukaryota; Metazoa; Arthropoda; Insecta; Hymenoptera; Apidae. Gene Ontology annotation, cellular component: nucleus; cytoplasm. The record is from RefSeq and is a predicted model, not a curated record. The transcript has 5 exons. Gene Ontology annotation, molecular function: histone deacetylase binding.
AUGGAAAUAGCAAAAGAGUUAGUAUUGAAUUUAAAACAAGGCAAGCCAUCACAUUCAGGAUAUGGCUUGCAAAAGGAGUGCGAACUUCUCAUUAAUCACAUUUUACAAAACAUGGUGCUUUCCCAUCUACCGGAAUUAAUCCCAGAGGAAAAAAAUGAAGAGGAUUCGAUUCAAUAUAGAGAAGAAGGAGAUCAACACUUUGUUAUGGGUGAUGACGACGAAGCUAUAAAAUCUUAUACAAUGAGUUUAGCGUAUGCAAACAAUAAGGAACUUAUGUCUUAUGCUCAUGCAAAUCGAUCUGCUGCCUUAUAUAGAAAACAGAUGUUCAGGGAAUGUUUAAUAGACAUUGACGCCGCUUUAAAUCUUGGAUACCCGGAAGAAAAAAGAGAAAAGUUAAAAGAGAGAGGUGCUAAAGCGAUUGACGAAAUAAAAAAAAAGUUCGAGCUUAAAGUGAACGAGCGCGUCGAUGCGGAAUCGUUUAUGAAGUUGUGCUUAUCGGAUGAUACAAACAAUGCUCCUGUUGCUGUUAAAUAUAAGAAAGGGAGUGUGAAGCUUUCAGAAAUGGAAAACAAAAGUAUUGGCGUUAAUGAGGAUUCAAUUAACGGUUGUAAAAAAGAGGAGGAGAUACCUAAAGCUGAAGAAAAGAAACCAAGAUACUUGGCGGAUGAAGGUCCUUUGAAAUUAGCUUAUGGCCCCAGUAAAGAGGCUCCUGCUGCUAGCAAUGGUGUUGCCAUUGUCUUUUCUGAAAAGUACGGACGUCAUUUAAGAGCUACAAAAGAGUUUAAGCCUGGAGAUGUAGUAACUGUUGAAGACCCAUAUGAAUAUAUUCUUUACACACAAAGAUAUUAUACACAUUGUCAUCACUGCCUAUCGAGAAGUUAUAAUUUAAUUCCUUGCCUACACUGCCCUGUGGCGCAAUAUUGCUCGGAAAAAUGUAGGGAAUUAGCUUGGGAGAUGGCUCAUCAAAUAGAAUGUCCAAUUAUGGCGAUAAUUGGAAAUCUACUUAACGUCGAUAAAGAUAAAAUACGCAUGCUUACCAAAAUAAUUCGGUUCUUGAUCAUGGUUACAGGAAAAGGCAAAAAAAUGGAUGAACUGCGCGCAGACAUGGAAAUAGCUGAGCGUAAUCCCGACAAUAGAACCGCAGGAUUUACCGAUGAAGGCAUAUUGGAUAGUAGCAGCGCACGAUCCGCCCUCAGUCUUGCUACGAACAUGACGACGAGGCCGUUGAUUGGGAUUAGUGCAUUCGCCUGUCUUUCAGCCCUCGCAGUUAUCCUUCUAGCCACGCAAACUAAUUUCUUCUGCAAAAAAUACGAAGCGGACGAGUUAAAAGACAUUAGCGAAUAUUCUGAUAUCAAAUUCUGUGGCACUCUUAUGUUUCGCGCUUGUGUCAUAACGUCUUCCAAUUGUUUUUCAAUACAACAGGAGUACAGAUGUCUGGAGGGUUCAGGUUUAUACGUAACUCAUAGCUUGUACAAUCAUUCUUGUGCACCGAACACGUUCCGCCACUUUGAAGGUUUAACAAUGAUCACUCGUGCUCUGCAGCCGAUACAUCCUGGAGAUCAAUUGUUUACGAAUUAUGGUCCUGCGUACGCGCACAUGGCAAAAUCUGAAAGAAUAAAAAAGAUAAUGCAAGACUAUUUUUUCGAAUGCGACUGCAGUGCGUGUAAAGACAAUUGGCCGACGUACACUGAGAUUUUAGAGAAACACGUUGGCUCUAUUAACAAGAACAAGGAACUUGUGGAGAAAUUGAAACCCUACAAGCAACGACUGGAGAAGAAUAUGUAUGACAUCGACGCAGUAAAAUCUGUCCUGAAUAUAUUAUAUAAAGUGGUGUCUCCGCCGUGUGAGGAAAUCGUACAUGCAGAGCAAUACCUAAAGACUUAUUACUUAGGUAAAUUCAGAUAAAUUUACAGUGAAUCUGCUUAUACUAAUUUUUUAAUUUAUAGCUUUUGCUUACCUGCGAAUAUUUGCCAUCGUUCAAUACUUUAUUUAUUCCUCUAUAACACUUUUAAUUAAAUGCUUUGCAUUUUGUACACUGAUUUUAAUUACUGCUAUUAGUCUAAAUACACAGCUUAAAAUCUGCUUCACGCAACUAAUCGUUUGGCUGCAAUGGUAUGUGAAAUGUUAAUAAAGUAGACACGUACAAUUUCAUG